AUGGCUAAGUUCACAACCAUUUUCAUCAUGGCUCUCCUUCUCUGCUCAACGCUAACCUACGCAGCCCGGCCGGCUCCGACGACAACCACCGCUUCUUCCAUAGAAAACUCCGUGAAGGAAAUUGAAGGAGAUACAGUUGAAGAAGAAAGCUGUAACGGAAUUGGAGAAGAAGAAUGUUUGAUUAGACGUAGUGAUCUUGUUGCUCACACCGAUUAUAUUUACACUCAGAAUCACAAGCACUAA
This is a messenger RNA of Microthlaspi erraticum, 243 nucleotides long. The record is from the annotation of a GenBank genome assembly. NCBI's taxonomy places the organism in Eukaryota, Viridiplantae, Streptophyta, Magnoliopsida, Brassicales, Brassicaceae.